Messenger RNA from Mixia osmundae IAM 14324, 1006 nucleotides. RefSeq lists its product as uncharacterized. The transcript has a single exon. The record is from RefSeq and is a predicted model, not a curated record. The coding region runs from base 164 to 880 and encodes 238 amino acids. Lineage: Eukaryota; Fungi; Basidiomycota; Mixiomycetes; Mixiales; Mixiaceae.
GGAACAGGAUUGUAGGUCGAGUAGAGGUGUCAGUCAGAGGUAGGACGGAAGGCUCCUGUUCGGCUGCUUAGCAACGGAGACGCUGUGGAGCACGCGUCCUAGCCUCUUAUCAGCGCAGAGAGUGGCGAGCGGCAACGCUCGUCGCUGUCGCUCGUCGAACGUCAUGGGCAGACGCAGAGGCCGUACUGCAGCUCAAGCCAAGACAAAGCAGAAGACACAGCAGAGCGCGGGAGCAGAGAGCGAAUGGCUGCCUAAAGCGUACCGUGCAGAUCCCACCGAGCCAGAAGUCAUGCCGUCCGCAGGCUCGUAUUUUGACAAGUACGACAUGUCCAACGAGCCUCGUCAGGUGCCGCUUCGCUGCGGAAGAGACCGACAGGACUAUCGAGGCGAGCGCGGCAAGAUCUACGUCUGUCAUCAGAAAGUGGACGUAGACUCGGAGACCGAAGUCGACGACGACGGAUCAAGCAGCUCGUACGCGUACCGAGAGGAAGCCUUGGCAAUGCCGAACGAAUCAGUCGACGAGCUCGAUGCUGGCGGCUACGAGUGCGUCAUCGGAUCCGUCAAAGCCAUGUCGGGGGCCAAAUCGCGCCAUGAUGCCGAGGUUUACUCAGCGGAAGAAGCAAGACGUGAUGGCAAAGGCCAGCGGGAAACCUGCACUCGAGGCAGGCAACAAGAUCGAGCCAAGGCCUUUGCCCGACGCUACCCUGGUCUCGAUGACAGCCGAUUUGCCGAACUCGCAGACGAGCCAGCGAUGAGCGAGACUGACAGUGAAGAAGGAUACGAAGAGGGCGAAGCAGGCCUUUGGGAAGUCGAGGCAAAGGCGCAGCACGACAUCUCUCCAGGCAUGUACGAGCAGAGACGAGAGCGCAAGCCAGAAUAGGCGCAGAAUCACGCAGAUGCGCUGCCGAAUGAUGCAAGUAUGCGUCGAAGCAUCCACAAGCCCACAAGAGCACGCGAGCAAGAGCAUAAGACGACGAAAGAGCAAUGCAGUGUUGUCGGAUUGAAC